Gopherus evgoodei (Goodes thornscrub tortoise) is the source of this 4526-nucleotide messenger RNA. Its product is annotated as ras-related protein Rab-18-B-like. Gene Ontology annotation, molecular function: GTPase activity; GTP binding. The coding region runs from base 21 to 800 and encodes 259 amino acids. Lineage: Eukaryota; Metazoa; Chordata; Testudines; Testudinidae. The record is from RefSeq and is a predicted model, not a curated record. The transcript has 7 exons.
CGCGGUUCCCGCGCCGGUCCAUGGAACGUUGUGUAUCAAAGGCUGCAGCGGGCUGGCGGGCGGGCGGGCCGGCGUGUAUGGCGCUCUCCGGCCCUGUCACAACAGGGCCCAGGGACGGGACUCUGGGGCGGAGCUGGGGCGCCGGCCCCCUCUCCCUGCCAGUGCGGGGUGCGGAGGCGGCUGCGCAGGGCCCGGCCAUGGCCACGCUGAAGCUGGUGGUGCUCGGGGACAGCGCGGUGGGCAAGUCCAGUCUCUUGCUGAGAUUCACCGAUGACACGUUUGAGCCGUACUUGAACCCCACGAUAGGUGUUGAUUUUAAAGUGAAGAAAAUGCUGGUCGACGGCAAUGCAGUGCAACUUGCAAUAUGGGAUACAGCGGGACAGGAACGGUUUAGAACACUGACGCCCAGUUAUUACCGAGGAGCUCAAGGUGUUAUUUUAGUGUAUGAUGUCACGAGAAAAGACACUUUCACAAAACUAAUGACCUGGCUGAAGGAGCUGGAGACAUAUGCUACGCAGAGCAACAUUGUAAAAAUGUUAGUUGGCAAUAAAAUUGACAAGCCAGAUCGUGAGAUAAACAAAAAGGAGGGACUCCAGUUCGCUAGGAAACACUCAAUGCUCUUUAUAGAGACCAGUGCUAAAACGCGGGAUGGAGUACAAUGUGCCUUUGAGGAAGUGGUCAUAAAGAUCCUACAGACUCCAGAACUUUGGGAUAAAGACAAACAAAAGUUCGGAGUCCAGUUGGAGACACCACCACCCACAGAGGAAGAAUUUUGUGGUGGAUACUGUAUACUUACUUAAAUUCACAGAUGCCUAGUCCAUCUGACCAGCUGGACUUUCAGGUAUAUUGCUAAGAGCUUACAAAGAGACAAACCAAAUUCCAUUCUGGACACGUGUGAUUUGUUAUGGGACCAACCCAGAUGGCUUUGUUUCAGCACACCUGCCUCGUUUUAAAAUAAUAGAUUUGAUGGUUACUAUGUUGGCAAAAAUGGAAUAUAUAUUUAUUUGUAUGAAGCAUGGUACCUCUUGCUCUGACAGUCUUUGCUCAAAAAAUAAGACUACAGUGUCAGAUAGCAGCAGAGUGUUAUUUGUCAUAGGGCUAAUAAUAGAGCCAAGCUGUCCAACCCUCAGGCUUUAUUGAAAAGCUUUCAAUCUCUACAGUAAGCAUGCUCGGGCAGCCAAGUUCCCUUGAAGUAUUGAAAAGACACUUCCCAUGCUACAAUCUGGGAUAAUCACUGAUUCUGCCUCCCUGUUUCAGGUGCUUUUAUGUGCUGGAACUCCUUCUGAGACCUUUUCCACUCGACUUAUCCAGAACAUUUCAUCCAGUUCUCUCAGAUCCAAAAACUCAGUUCAGCUCCAGCUUAUCACUCAGGUUACUUCAUUAGGCAUGGAACAGUUCUGUGCCCACACUAGCCAGGACUAGAUACAGCUGGUUUAAAUACAAGGUGACACCACAAUUCCAAAUCAAAUCACACACUACACAUUUUUCUAGUUAUUAACAGCUAUACUUUUUAAAUGUAAUUGUUUUGGACAUCAUACGGAUCAUGUAAGGACCACUUGCUUUGCAGAUUGUGUAGGGCCCAAUCACUUCUGUCCUCAACUUAGGUACAUUUCAAGCUUGUCAGUUCAAAGUGUCCCUACUUACCUCAGUUAGUCCAAAAACAGUCUCCAGAAGACUAGGGUGACCAAAUUACAGGAACAAAAUAUCGGGACACAUGAGGGGGCAGGUCCGGAGCGCUGCCAAAGCAAAAAAAACAAAACCCAGAGCCAGAAUAUCAGGACAAAUGGCAUCCUGACCAUACAUCCGUCGGGACACGGGACAAACGACUGAAUAUCGGGACGCUUGGUCUCCCUGCAGAAGACAGCCUGUCCUACCCUUGUUUUACAGUUUAACCUUGCACUCAAAUUGAGCUAUAUGCAAGUUUAUUCAUGACCAGCAAGAUCUAGGCCUACAUUAUGUAGUAUGUGUUGCUACUAAAUGUUCCCAAGUCAGAAGUAAUCCAGCUGCCUAUCCAAAAUACUCUGGGUGAGGACAGUCAUCAUUUCAGUGUCAUACUCUUGGGAGGUAGACUUUUUCCACUAGCUUUUCUGUUGCAAACCCAGGGGUUUACAGCAGCUCUGUGUAGAUUUACUCCUCACUGUUUCUUACAUAAUUUCUACCAACAGCUAGGAUCAGUGACUAUUAGAACUGUAUUGUUUUAGGCUCUAAUUCCACAAGCCACGUCCAUUGCAAUUAAUGGGGCUGUGUGUGGGCACAGUGGUCUGCCCAGGUGGAGCAUCUUGCAGGAUCAGGAUUGUAAUCACUGUUCCUUCAAACUGCGGCUGUGAUCAAUAAAAAAUCUGGUUUAAAGUUAUGUGACAGCAAGUGAGGCUUUAGAGGAUUUUCCACUGAAAACGAGAUCCUUCUCUCCAUUUUCUUACAAUUUCCAUAGUGGAGUUCUGGUAAUUAGUUGCCACUUACCUUUAUUAUUUCCCCCUACAGUGAAUCACUUCUCUUGAAAUUAGAGUUUGAGUUAUGAAUGCAGCUGUGGCUCUUCUAAAAACUUAGAAAUUACUGGGUCAGAUUCUGACCCUAGGUAUGUUGCCUUCUGUAGAAUUACUGCCAGAUUUCACUGCCAGAUUUCACCAGCAAUUGAGACAAGAACCUGGCUGGCUGUUUUAACACAGCCAAUCUCAGCCAGCAGAAGAGAUCACUAUGACAGCAAUAAAUAUGUUAGAUGCAGCAGGUUUUGCAAGACGGUCCUCAUGAUUAGGGCUGCUUUAAAGAGGACCUGGUGCACUGUGGGAACUGUUGCCUUUUAUGGUUCUCUUUAGCUAAGCUACAAAUGAAAAUCCAAAGGCUCCAUGGUAGUUAUAAUGUUUAAAUUAUUCUCAAAAGUCUCUUAUCCUGCUCUACUCAGCAUGUGAGUGGAAGACGGUGACACUAACGUGACACUCAGGAAAGCUCAGACUAAUCAACUAAAGCAGUGAAGUCAACAUGCCUUAAUUAAAGCACAUUCAAUCACUGUGUAGAUGCUCUCAUUCAGAAGUAAAGUGGCCUUAGUUCACUGUAGCUUAUUUCUACUUGUCCCAUGCAGACAAGCCGUAACAUUCAUCUCUUGAAUAACAAAGGUCCAAAGCUUCUGAUGAAUGAAUAAGAGAGAACACAAGGACUUUAAGGGUGACAGUAGGAGACGGGGGGUUGGCUGGGGUCAAGAGGAAAUCUGAAUUCAUGAAAUCAGAAAUAGAAGAGACUGAGAAGGGCAUCCUAGAGUUGCCGCUAUAAUUCUUCUCUCUAAGAUUGGCUUACCUUUCAGCCCUUACAAACUACAGGCAGUAUUCCCUAUGUGCUUAGCUGUUUCUGAACUACCAGCACAAGUUCCAGAACUGCAGUAUAUGCACGGGUGAGCGAGAGGGUGUAUGCAUGCAGCAUGUGUACAGUCAUUGCUUCAUGCAGCAGUGACUGCUGUGCAGCUGCUUCCAUUCUGUGACUGUAAUGGUGCCAUGCCUAGAUACUAUGCUAAUUGGUGCUAUGUAAAUACCAUAGAUACAAUAAUUGGAGUCUGCCACCUUCUCAGUAGGUGUUUGCUACUCAUCAGCUACCAGACUAAAUGUAACAAACUGCCUCUCCUACCUUACAAACAAGUAAUAUGCCCCAGCCUCCUUGUCUGUAAUACUGAAUGUCAUUUCACGGUAUUUGUAUCUUCUGUCUAUAUCUGUCAGCAUGGGCUCUAAGCUCUGUAGUAGCUAUAUGGCUGUAAACUAUUUAAUGAUUCCUAAAAUAUGCUGUUGCUUUAAAAUAAUGCCUGUUUAAUAGUUCCCUCCUGUUAUAGUCUGCUUUUGCACUUUAAUUAAUUAAUUGCCCUGGCAAGACCCUGCUACUCCACUGCCCACAUAUGGGUAAGUGGUAUCAGUAACUAAGCAGUGUGUAGGUCUCUAGCUAUGCCUUCACAUUAGCACUAUUGAGAAUUAGACCACACACAUGCAGACAUUAAGAAUGUACUCUGCCAUGAAAAAUGCACACCUAUAUGUGCAUGGAAUAGUACCGUAAUAGAAAAUAGUUUAAUUGGUCUUUUUAAUCCAGUAUUUUUAGAGCUUCAGAGGGACAUUCAUAUCAAACAUGACCCCAUCUUAGUUUCGAUAAAAUUAAACUUUAAAAAAACCGAAACAUCAUAGAAAUGUCUCCAUGAAUGUUAUGCAUUCCAGUGGAAACAGCUUACUUAAAAAAAGUUCUGUAUUGACUGUUCAAUUAUUUUAUCUUUGAACUAGUGUAAGAAAACCUAAAAGUGAAAUUGUCUAAAAGCCAACUGUAAAGAAAAACAAAACUCUUCAAGAAGAGAGGUGCAAACAGUGGCCAAACAGAACAAACAGGAAAAAUCAGAUAAUUAAAACUGGAAGAAUUUUAAAAUUCAAACUAAGGUGUAUGUAACAUAUGAAGAAAAAUAAUAAUAAUCCUCUACUCCAUCUCACUAUUAAAGGUCACUGUCAUGUUAGAAAUAAUUACUGAAUUUCAACUUUUAUUGUAUAAUAAAGCAUUUGAUGGUAAUA